This is a messenger RNA of Diprion similis, 1383 nucleotides long. RefSeq lists its product as uncharacterized. The record is from RefSeq and is a predicted model, not a curated record. Bases 1 to 1383 code for a protein of 460 amino acids. Gene Ontology annotation, molecular function: olfactory receptor activity; odorant binding. Gene Ontology annotation, biological process: detection of chemical stimulus involved in sensory perception of smell; sensory perception of smell. Lineage: Eukaryota; Metazoa; Arthropoda; Insecta; Hymenoptera; Diprionidae. The transcript is spliced from 10 exons. Gene Ontology annotation, cellular component: plasma membrane.
AUGAUUGAUUCUAAAGCAAAGAAACAGUAUGAUCAUUUCUUUAGUCUCAACGUCUUGUUACUAAAAGCUGGAGGAAGUUUCGGCGACCAAUAUCCAGUAGGAAGUCCUCUAGGGUUAGUGACAUUAGCUCUCCUCACUGUCUGGUCUGUUGGCGAAUGGCACCAAGUGGUUCUACAUUUCAAAGUCGACGAGGAAAUUACCAUUCGUGGAAUUGGUUCUAUAUUUUCUGGAUACUUGGCAACAACUAAGGGACUCAGUCUCAUUUUCCAGGAUAAGCAGAUCCGCGAGAUUUUGUUAAGCUUAUCGAUGAUGUGGGAGGAUCGGUAUCAGGUGGAACAAAAUAGAACCGUCAUGCUGGCUGAGGCAAAGAAGGCCUACCAAAUGACCCACUUUUAUUUCUUAUCAUGCAUGUUAAUGUCCGCUAUUUUUCAUCUGCAUCCUUACAAGAUUCUGUUGGAACAGUACUUUGAAUCAAAAACAGUUAAUAAUGCGUACAAUUUCACGACCAUUAUGCCCGUGAAAUAUCCCUUCGACAUAAAUUAUGUUGGCAAUUACAUUCCAGUUAUGAUCGUCGAACACACUAUAACAGUGUACUUUUUAAUUUACCUUGCAUCAUCGGAUACGUUGUUUUUCCAGCUGCUGACUCACCUAUGUCUUCAUUUCAAGCUUCUCCAAUACGAUUUGAAAUAUAUUAUUGAACAAACUACGUCGACAGCUGUUUCGGACGAACAAAAAUGUCAAGUACCUGUAAGGCUGUCCAAGAUUGUCUAUCGUCAGAAUGAAUUGUACUCAUUGUGUAAGAGAGUAGAAAAAAUCUUUCGUCCAAUAUUCUUCGCAUCAAUGCUCGUAACGUCUCUCACGAUUUGUGUAUCUCUUCACCAGAUACAACAGGUAGAUCAACAAUACAUAAAGAUUAAAGAUUGCGUUUUAAUGCAAGUGUUCUCUCUCAUCCAUAUAAAUUUGAAUCAGAGAAAAUUUACUGAUUUUGUAUAUAACAUAGACUGGUUUUUUCAAGUGAUGUUCGCUGUUGGUCAAUUUUUCGAAACCUUAGGACCAUUGUCGCAUGGCGUCGUACUCCUGUCUGAAGUUGCAAUUUAUUGUGGAUGUUCAACUAUAUUGAGCCACGAGACAGCUGAAAUAACUCCUGUCUUUAAUUUUCAUAACAAGACCGAGUUAGUAGCGAUUGCUGCUUACAACUGUCCGUGGCUAUGUUUCGGAAAGGAAAUUUGCAAUCAAUUGAAAUAUUUGAUGCUCCGAUCCCAAAGAGCAUUUUGCUUUACAGCUUAUGGAUUCUUCAGAGUCGAUUUGCCCCAGCUAACUACGAUUGUUAGUGCUGCAGCUACGUACUUUACUCUUCUAAACACGCUUGUCAAGCAGAAAUAA